Penicillium bovifimosum is the source of this 1389-nucleotide messenger RNA. Its product is annotated as FAD-dependent oxidoreductase. The transcript has 2 exons. Gene Ontology annotation, molecular function: FAD binding. Lineage: Eukaryota; Fungi; Ascomycota; Eurotiomycetes; Eurotiales; Aspergillaceae. Gene Ontology annotation, biological process: secondary metabolite biosynthetic process. Bases 1 to 1389 code for a protein of 462 amino acids. The record is from RefSeq and is a predicted model, not a curated record.
AUGCCUGGAGUCUCCCAGUCCUUCGAAGUGGCCAUUAUCGGUGGCGGCAUCGUGGGGUUAGCCCUAGCCACGGGCCUUGUCCAUCGAGGCGUGCGAGUGAAGCUUUACGAGAAAACCUCGUCAUUCCGACCGAUUGGCGCUGGUAUAGGAUUCACACCCAAUACCAAGCAGGCGUUGGAAUUGCUGCAUCCUGGGGCCCUGGCGGCUGAACAGAAAGUGGCGACGGCUAAUGGGGACCCCGACGAUCCCAAUGACUGGUUGCGGUACCUAGAUGGGUUUCACCAUACAAACGACGAGGCGGAUGAGGAAACGCUGCUCUAUGAACUCUAUACCGGCUAUCGCGGAUUUGAGGGCUGCGUGCGGGCCGACUUUCUGAAUGAACUACUGAAGCUCAUCCCCGACGGAGUGAUCGAGUUUGGUAAAAGCAUCCACAAUAUCUUAGACCUCGGGGACGAGCGGCGGGUGCUCCUUCAGUUUGAGGAUGGAAGCGUCGCGGAAACAGAUGCCGUGAUCGGCUGUGAUGGGAUCAAAUCGCGCGUGCGUAAGAUGAUGUUCGGGGCCGACCAUCCGGCCACCGAGCCAUCGUACAAUCACCAAUAUGCCCUGCGCGGGGUGAUUCCCAUGGACAAGGCAAUUGAAGCGUUGGGAGAAUACAAGGCCCGCAAUCGGCACAUGCAUCUGGGUCCCGAUCGCCACGUGGUGACUGUGCCCAUCGCGCUGGGCAAGGCCCUCAACGUGGUGGCCUUCAUCCCAGAUGCCGAGCAGUGGCCCAGCAGCACGGCACAGCUGACGGCGCCGGCCGACCCAGCCAUUGUCCUCGACGCCUUCAAGGAUUUUGGACGUCCUGUGCGUAAUCUGAUCCAGACUCUGGUCGAUCUGACGCCGCAGCUCACAAAAUGGGGCAUCUUCGACAGCGUCGAUCACCCGGCUCCGACCUUCACCGAAGGCCGGAUCUGUAUCGCCGGCGACGCCGCCCAUGCGUCGUCGCCACAUCACGGUGCAGGAGCGGGUAUGGGCAUUGAGGACGCCCUGGUACUCUCGGAACUACUGGCGGAGGUGGCAGUGGGGACAUUCUCUUCCAGCAAGAGCCGGGCAGAGGCAGUUCGCGCAGCGUUUCAGGCCUACACAACGACGCGCAAAGAGCGCUCACAAUGGGUAGCAGAGAGCAGCCGCGUCAUCGGCCAAAUGUUCGAGUGGCGGUACCCCCCGACGAUGCGCAAUUGGAAUAAGUGUCUGCAAGAGCUCACCGUGCGGUCACAUCGGAUCUGGCAUUUCGACCAGGAGGCCAUGCUUCUGGCCGCGCGGGCCGAGUAUGAGACAUUGUUGGUUAGGAAACAGUUGGGACAAGCAGAGAAUACUCCUGCAACACUGGGUACAGAGAUCUCCUGA